UUAUUGAUUUCUAAUGUAAUAACAAUUUAGAAUUUGUAAUGUUUCUAAUUGAAGUAGGCCAAACUAAUAGCUCUUAAUUUAGAACUUAAGAACAAUUAGUCUUACGUAAUCGCAUCUAAAUAGCUGUGCAGCGGUAACAUCUACUGUUAAUUGUGCUUAGUUACGAUGAGAAUGGUUUUCAUGUUAGAAUUCAUCAAUUUUGAAAAGUAUAAUUGGCUGUUGUUGUUUUUCCAGCCAACUAAGCGAACUUUUGUUAGACCCCUCCCCCACGUAUAUGUAACUGUUAAGUAGGCCGAAGUUUGUGUGAUUUGACGUAAGUCGCGUAGCAACACAGUUUUUGUUUUGCUAAAGUCCAAAAGAAGAACCGUUUAUAAGAUCAACCUUGGACAAUAACAUUAUUAGUAUUUGUGGAAGAAAAGUAAAGUUAGAGUAAAAUGGUAAAGCGGAGGAAGAGCAGAGGAGGUAGAAUGAAGAGAAUGGAGAAAUGAAAUGGAGGCUCGCGCGCGACUUUCACUUAGCGAUCGCGCGCAUAUGUUGUCAUAGCGAUAUGUUUCAAUUACUAGAAAACACCUGCCACGCAAUUAUUGUUUGCUUGCAAUUGCGAUUGUUGACGAAUAGAUGUGGUGGCCUCGAGGAAACGCUGCUCUUAUCGGUCAACAAGAGCAAUAGAGGCGGCGACAGCAGCAGCAGCAGGAAUAAGGAGAAAAAAAAUAAGGAGCGUGCGGGAAAUCUGUAUCGCAGUUUGUUUGUUUGUUUGUUUGGUCGAUAUGGAAACCUGCGAGUAAACAAUUCCAAUCGAGCUAUCUCCUAACCUAAAUUGCGCUCCUCUCUCCGGAAACAUUGCCGAAUGAUGUUUGUUCUUCCUCCGACAACAUGAACGAAAACAAAGAAUACACUGAGCGGCGCGGCAGCCUGAUGAUCCUGUCGAUCACCAUCCUGCUGAUAAUCCUGAUCGUCGUGCUGGGGGUGACCUCGCAGUUCAUGCUGGAGAAGACGGACGCCAACGUGAUCCUGCUGUGUCUGAUCGGGAUGCUGAUCGCCGUCGCCGUCGCAUCCUUCAUCUUCAUCGAGAUGCAGCGGCGACAGGCGCAGAGGAAACGCGACGUCGGCGCCUCCGAACUCGUCCGGCAGAUCUACGAGCAGCAGAAGCACCAGGAGUCCAUACCAGAGUUGGGAAACACCGACGGAAGCACCGCCACCUGGGCUCUGACCAAACCCUGGCGGUACAGCCAACGUUCCACUCUUCGGGUCUAGCAAACCGCCGCCGCCUACAG
Molecule: messenger RNA, 1274 nt
Organism: Nicrophorus vespilloides
Lineage: Eukaryota; Metazoa; Arthropoda; Insecta; Coleoptera; Silphidae
Exons: 2
Coding region: 874-1254 (126 amino acids)
Source: RefSeq, a predicted model, not a curated record